UCAAUGGUUGUAGCCGAUGUGGUUCUAGAUGAAAGCUGCAACUCUUGUGGAGUUCAUCAUAACCUGUCCAGAGUAUCCACUAUCUUACCUGUCGUCUCGGUUGAUGAUGCUUUAGAAUUCUUGGUACAACUUUGUAGCGAACUAACAGAUCAGGAAAAGCACAACGUGUGGAGUAUACUGCAGACAGCAGAAAGCAAAUACUUCAGACAGUACGUGCCAAAAGAAAGGGACUCCUUGGCAGGGCACAAGUUACAAAUUGUGCUACAGUGGUUUAGAUCUGAUGAAACUAAAGAGCCCCAGAGGUUGACCUUUAUUCUAAAAGCUCUGUCUUAUGUUGAGCAGAAAGUUCUGUACCUACUCAGAGAUUUCCUUACACCAUACAGUGAUCUGAAGAGUGAAGACGACUUUAAACCAGAUGCUACUCAUUGUCCCUGGUCGGGACAAUGGCCGUGUUUCUCGGAGAGAAGUGGGUGUGUGGACUUCAUCUCCCGGCUACCAGUUACCGUCUCUAAACUCAUUCUCUGUUUUGUGGGGGUCAACAACAUUUGGGGUGCUAGGCUCGUUUCUAAACGCUGGUACAUGAUAAUAAAGGAAGUGUUGAGGGAGCACAAACAGUUUCAAGCGCAUGUGUUCCGUUGCAGAGCGCUGCGCCCCGCCAUGCGCAACGUCAACCCCACAUUUGCUAACAAAGUGGCACUGUGUUUCACAUCCGGGGUGUGCACCACUGGUCACCCUUAUGUCAGUGAGGAAGAGCCGGGAUCUACUAAGGUUAUUCUAGAAGAAAGGAAUGUGUACUGCGCGGCUUACCACGUGCAUAAUCUCUAUAGAUUCAAAGAUCCGCACAGACAGUUGCAUUAUUGUCGAGGCAAAUAUUUUGCUAUUGGUUCAAAUGAUAGACGAAUACACAUAAGGUCCAUGGAAACGGGUAAGCUACACAAGACAAUAAUGGGGCAUGCUGGUAGUAUACAGUCAUUGUUGCUCAUAGAGAAACUCAGAAUAGUAAUUUCAGGAAGUUACGAUCUGACGAUCAGGGCGUGGUCGAUAGAAACAGGGGCCUACCUGCGGUUGUGGAGAGGACACCGGGGAACUAUAUCCUGUCUAGAUCACAACGACACUCUGCUGAUAUCUGGGGCUCGUGAUAGUAUGGUAAAGGUCUGGUAUCUGAAGAAGGCGAUGAUAAAGCGCACUUUUCACCAUCCCCGUCCCAUUAUAUCAGUAAGGUUGCUCGGAGACAGAGCUGCUGUUGGUACAGAGUCACAUCACUUAUACUUGUGGGACAUUAACCAGGGAACCAAAUUAAAGGUUUUCAGCACUGUUGGUGCUGUAUACUGUGUGAAUAUAACUCCACAUUUCAUAAUGGGAGGAGCACACAAUGUCAUGUACAUUUGGAACAUGAUAUCUUUGAAGGAGGCCCCAAUGUUCACCCUUCCUCACCCAGGGCGUGUGUUAUCAGUGCAGUAUUGCUACGUGCGGUGUGUGACUGGGUGUGACGACGGAAAGAUAAGAGUUUGGAGUUUGGUAUCUGGGGACUGUAUCAAGGUUAUACGAGCCAAUGCAAAGGGAGAUCCCAUCACAGCUCUGUUUGUAGAUAUUGAUAGGUUGGUGAUUAACACAACAAGUACUGUUAUAUCCCUCAACUUCAUAUCUACUACCUGGGACUACUGCUCUCAGAGGUUCUCCGAGGAGAAGAGGCAGAGCCAAGAGGGGCCGGGAGACAACAAGAGGACGCUUAAAAGAAGAUGUAAAUCAGCUGUUCAGCUUAGAACACACAUCAAGAACAUGACGACAAAUCUUUCUGGUCAGGGAGCAGUGAGAGAACUAUCAGACUUCCAGAAGACUGGCGUAAUGACAGGAACAGCUCCCGAACAAUACAGAACAACAGCUGUGGAUACUAAAAGUGAGGUAGUGGAACAAUACAGAACAACAACUGUGAAUCCUAAAAGUGAGGAACCCACCGCCCCACGUGCACCGCCUCCGUCUCCCAGAGAACCUGAAAACAUCAAGACUACAGUUGUAGAAACGGCAACGAAGCAGAUGUUGUUUGAUGAUGUAUUCCAGAGGGGUCCCAUCUCAUACUGUGGUCUCAUUAGUCAGCCUAACACAGAGAUACUCCACAACACAUCCUCAGGUGGGAGAGAAGGCUGGAACACCACACAGUGCAAGACUACUCCUAGAACUGCUACCAUGGUAACAGGUCCUACUAGAGGACAGUACAAUUCUGAGCAGCUCAAGAAGAUGAAGUCCAAGAGACCAAGUUCAGCUCCGUUUGUCAGUGCUAGUCUCAGUGUCCACGGACACCUGCCUUCCUUCGCUACACGGCGUCCUAACACUGCCUCCCUCAUUCAACACAGAGUCAAUGUAAUGCCCGCAGAGCGGUGGCAGAGCACGUGGCAGAGGUUGCUAUCGGACAUUCCCGAGAAAACCCCUGAGGGGGUGAUUAGGGUACAGCAAAACAUACCUCAACCAAACAUUCCUCAACCAAACUCAUCCCACUCUAACAACUACAAGGGGCCGGUGCGGAGACCGAAAACAGCAACUGCUAGAAUCCGCUAUUGAGGGAGACAGUGGAGCAGACUUGUUUACACUUCAUCAAAUUCAAUCCUCUGACCUCUACCCAGAUCUGAAGAUAGAGCUGCAGUCAUGAGGGUGAGUGUAAUCGAUAUGCAAGAGAGCAAAUAAGAUAAGGAGAAAAGCUUUUGUGAUCAUCUUAGUGGACCAUCUCGACCACUACACCGUACACUGACAACACUGAAGCUUCAAGUUCAAAUUGGCGGACACUAUCCCCAUAAAAUUAAAAAAAUGGAACCCGUAUACAAAUUUCCAUAAAAAUGUUGGAUUGUGAACAAACAACAGUGAAUCGUUUGCAGCCACUUUUGAGGCACCAUUGUAAAAGCUUUCUACAAUACUUAUGUGCAAAUUUCAUGAAUUUAAGACAGAGGUAUACAACUUUUUGACUUUAAUACUGAUUCAGUAUUUGAUGGUCUAUUUUGUAUUUGAUUAUUACAGAUUAUAUUCUUUAUUUUUACUUUAUAAGAUGGAUAAAUAUAUAUUCUUUUAAUUU
Molecule: messenger RNA, 3061 nt
Organism: Bolinopsis microptera
Lineage: Eukaryota; Metazoa; Ctenophora; Tentaculata; Lobata; Bolinopsidae
Product: F-box/WD repeat-containing protein 10-like
Exons: 20
Coding region: 4-2556 (850 amino acids)
Molecular function (GO): protein binding
Source: RefSeq, a predicted model, not a curated record